AUGGGUAGCUCCGAAGAUGGCCCUGCAGCAAGUGCGACCGAGAAACAAGCAGUGCUGGAAGGACAAGAAAAGAGCGAAGGCAAAAAUGAUGGAAAGCCCACGCAGACUGCCUCGCUGGGUAACUAUUUCAGAGCCCUUUCCUACGCAACCGGGAAAGAUCGCCUUGUAUUAGCCGUGGCUUUGAUAUCAGCUAUUGCGUCCGGUGUGCCUUUACCCCUGAUGAACAUUGUGUUUGGGAAUCUUGUCGGUGAAUUCAAUGGAUACUUCAUGCCCGGCACAAGCGUCACCGAAGCGCAAUUCAAAGCGUCCGUCAACAAACUGAGGUAUAAAGGUCAAAAGAGUCUUGUUGUUCAUGUGCUGACUUCAGACAGUCUGUACAUUGUGUACCUGUUCAUAGCGAAAUUCUGCCUGACCUACUUCUCCAUGUUCUGCUUUCGCGUCACCGGUCUCCGAGUAUCAGCUGUUAUUCGACUGGAAUACGUCCAGGCCCUCUUCUCCCAGCCGAUCAGUAAAGUGGACCAAGUUUCGGUGGGCACAGUCACGAAUACCAUCACGACGCUGUCCAAUACAAUCCAGCAGAGCAUAUCGGACAAGCUCGCCAUUCUUUUUCAAUCCGUCGCUCUGUUACUCGCAGCGUUCAUCAUCGCGUUCAAGUAUUCAUGGGCCUUGACUCUCGUCACAAGUUCUGCGCUGCUUUUCGUGGUUGUCGGCUGCAGUGUGACUCUACCGAUCAUGACGAAAAUUCAGCAGAGGAUCGACAAGGCAGAUGAGAAGCAUUCCUCAAUUGCGGCCGAAGUAUUUGGGUCUAUUCGGACCGUGGUUUCCCUCGGUGCCCAGGAAAGUCUUUCCAAAAGAUAUGCCACCUGGGUGGAAGAAGCACGGAAACGUGGAAAUGGGCUGUCUUUCAUCUUAGGCAUCCACUUUGCUUUGGUGUUCUUUGCUCUGUACGCUAGCUUUUCCCUCGCCUUCUGGUUUGGUUUAAAGCUAUACAGGGAGGGCCACAUCAAGGAGAUCAACACAGUCAUCACAGUGUUCUUCUCUGUCAUGAUCGUGGUAAGUGUAUUAGGGAAUAUCGCAUCGCCCCUGAUUAUCGUGUCCAAAGCCGCCAGCGCUGCGGGCUCAUUCUUCGAGUUGAUCGAUUCCGAAAAGGUGGAUGCCGGGGGCCUUCGCGAACCCGAUGCCUCAGCCCAUGUCGAUAUAAUUUUUCGAGAUGUGCGCUUCACGUACCCUACACGACCAGACGUGCCUGUUCUCAAAGGACUAGACAUUCGGUUUCAAAAUGGGAAAACAACCGCAUUAGUCGGUCCCUCUGGCUCGGGGAAAAGCACAAUCGUUGCCCUGAUAGAACGAUGGUAUCAGUUGGCGAUGAGUCCAGAAGACCAGAACCAAGGGAGUAUCUACGCUGGGCCGCAUGAUAUCAACAGUCUGGACCUGAAAUGGUGGAGAUCGCAGAUUGGACUCGUUCAGCAGGAGCCUUUCCUUUUCAAUGAUACCAUCUUCAACAAUGUUGCAUUUGGCCUUAUCGGAACACAGUGGGAAAAGGAGCCUGACAGUGUGAAGAGGGAACUGAUCGAGAAGGCCUGUAGAGAGGCCUUUGCUGAGGAGUUCAUUCAGCGUUUACCAGAAGGCUAUGCAACCAUUGUGGGGCAGAGCGGUAUCAAAUUGAGUGGCGGUCAGCGACAGCGCCUUGCUAUCGCUCGGAGCAUCGUGAAAGAACCAAAGAUCUUGAUAUUGGACGAGGCGACGAGUGCCAUCGACGUUCGCGGCGAGAAGAUCGUACAGGCAGCCCUUGAUAGGGUUUCCAGAAACCGCACAACCAUCAUGAUUGCGCAUCGGCUCUCCACAAUUCGACGAGCAGAUCAUAUUGUUGUUAUGAAAGGAGGCGUGAAUGUCGAGGAGGGAACACACGAGGAGCUCCUCCAGCGAGAGGGUGGAGUAUACCGCGACCUUGUCAACGCUCAAAGGCUUGAACUGUUGGCAGAAGACGACAGCCACGCAGGCAACGCGAUGCUCGAGUUACACGAAGAGGCCCAGUCUCCCACCAUGUCUGUUCAAGAGAAGCUGCAAGAUGAAGAAAACAUCCAGGACAAAAGUCGAGGGUUUAUUAGGACUAUCGGGCUGCUACUGUAUGAACAACGUGCGCGGUGGCCGUUGUACUUGGCGGUCCUCAUCAGCACAGCUGGGGCUGGAACGGCUUUUCCACUUCAGAGCUGGUUAUUCGCAAAGCUCAUCGAAGUGUUUCGGUUUACGGGCCAAAAGCUGGUUGAUGCCGCCAAUUUUUGGGCCUUGAUGUUCUUUCUCCUCGCGCUCGCCGUUGGGGUUCUCUACUCUACGGUGGGAUUCACUGCCAAUUCUCUCUCAGUGAGGAUAUCUGAAGCAUGCCGAAAGGAGUAUUUCCAGAACAUCCUUGCGAAGCCUAUACCAUUUCAUGAUUUGAGCGAAAACGCUUCUGGCUCCAUUGUUUCCCGCCUCGCAACCGAUCCAAAGCAGGUUCAAGAGCUUAUCGGUCUAAAUGGUGCAUUGCCUCUCAUUUCAACAUUUAGCAUGAUAGGUUGCAUUGCAAUUGCCUUUUCCUUUGGAUGGAAGCUGAGCCUGGUGACGGUGUUUGCCGCCUUGCCAUGCACAUUCUUGGCUGCCUUUAUGCGCAUCAGAUAUGAACUGCAGUUCGAGGCAAUGAAUGCCGCGGUUUACGCAGGAAGUUCGCAGUUUGCAGCGGAAGCCAUUGAUGCAUUUCGGACAGUUUCAUCCUUGACGAUGGAGGACGCCAUCCUCGAUCGAUACACCCAACUCUUGCGGGAACAACAAAAGAAGGCUUUCCGCAAGGCGAGAUACGCAACUCUGAUAUUCGCUUUCUCAGAUAGCGUGGAGUUGUGCGCAAUGGCACUCACUUUCUGGUAUGGUGGGCAGCUUCUCGCCUCCAGGGAAUACCAACCGACCUCAUUCUUCGUUAUAUUUAUGGCGAUCAUCCAGGGCGGACAAUCGGCCGGCCAGUUCUUCAGUUUCGCAUCCAACUUUGCUCAAGCCGCUGCAUCCGCGAACAGGAUAUUGAACUCGCGCCCGCCACCAGGGGGGCUCGGCGCCGCGAGCAUCGAAAAGCAACAAGUCGUGCGUAGCGGGGACCGGACGGGGGCUAGUGUCGAGUUCCGUGACGUUUCUUUUAGAUACCCUUCACAGGAUGUCCCUCUUUUCACUGGACUUAAUGUUAGUAUUCAGAGCGGACAGUUUGUCGCCUUCGUCGGACCGUCCGGCUGCGGGAAAACCACUGUGAUCUCACUCCUCGAGAGAUUCUAUAGUCCGUCGCAGGGCACGAUCAUUUUCAACGGCGAAGACAUCCGUACCCUUGAAAUGACAUCCUAUCGCAGGGAACUAUCGCUGGUCGCUCAGGAGCCACGCCUCUUCGAAGGCAGUAUUCGCGAGAACAUCACCCUCGGCCUCGACCAGUCGGAGUUCACCGAGGAGGAAUUUAUCCAAGCAUGCAAAGACGCAGAGAUCCAUGAUUUCAUUACAUCGCUUCCAGAAGGCUACGCCACGGAGCUCGGCAUCAAAGCACAGACAUCGCUCAGCGGUGGCCAGCGUCAAAGACUCUGUAUUGCGCGUGCAUUGCUCCGGAAGCCGUCACUCCUGCUUCUGGACGAGGCAACUUCGAGCCUGGACUCGCAGUCAGAAAAGGUGGUGCAGGGCGCUAUGGAACGUCUGGCCCAAAAGAGGAGUCUGACCAUCGUCGCGGUUGCUCAUAGACUGGCUACUAUCCAGAAAGCAGAUACUAUCUACGUUUUUGGGACAGCCCAUGCCGGCCAAGCGUCUCGGAUCGUGGAACAGGGGACGCACCAGGAACUGCUCCGGGCUAAGGGGACGUAUUGGCAGAUGGUAAGUAGCCUUCGAUUUUUGACAUAA
Messenger RNA from Aspergillus fischeri NRRL 181, 3894 nucleotides. Its product is annotated as ABC transporter ATP-binding protein. The coding region runs from base 1 to 3894 and encodes 1297 amino acids. The record is from RefSeq and is a predicted model, not a curated record. Gene Ontology annotation, biological process: transmembrane transport. The transcript is spliced from 9 exons. Gene Ontology annotation, molecular function: ATP hydrolysis activity; ABC-type transporter activity; ATP binding. Gene Ontology annotation, cellular component: membrane. Lineage: Eukaryota; Fungi; Ascomycota; Eurotiomycetes; Eurotiales; Aspergillaceae.